AUGGUGGCAAGCAGGAGAAAGAAAAAAAGGUUGGAUAAGGAAAAGAAACUAGAACAAAUGGUAUUGAAGACCUAUUAUGACUUUUCUAAUCGGGGUAGUUAUGGUGGAUUGGAAAGGUUACACAAAGCUACAGGUGUACCUGUCAAAAAACUCAAGGGUAUCACCCGAAAGAAUUUAAUAUACUCUUUGCAUAAACCGGUACAAAGACGAUAUACAACAAAUCCAACGGUAGCUAAUAGUAUAGAUCAUCAAUGGGCAGCCGAUUUAGCAGAUAUGAAAAAUUUAAGUAGAUACAACAAGGGGAUAAAAUAUCUCUUAACGGUUGUAGAUGUUUUAAGUAAAUACGCCUGGGUGGUUCCUAUGAAGAACAAAACCGGCGCAGAACAAAAACGUGCUUUUGAGUCUAUUUUAAAAAAGGGUAGAAAACCGUUACGUCUAUAAACAGAUAAGGGAAGUGAAUUUUACAACAAACCGUUUCAAGAAUAUCUCAAACAGAAAAAGAUCACUCAUUUUAAUACUCAAAGCGAUACAAAAGCUUCUGUGGUAGAAAGAUUUAACAAAACCCUCAAACAGAGGUUGUAUCGAGCUUUAACAGCUAAUGCUACUCGAAAGUAUCUGGAUUUUUUACCAGAUUUGGUCAAGGGUUAUAACGCAUCUGUACAUGAUGCUACGGGUGUAGCACCUAAAAAUGUCACCAUGUAUAACGAUGUAAAAAUAUGGAAGAAAUUGUACAGUAAGAAAUUAUUCGGUGUACCCAGUAAAAAUUAAAAAAAGCCAAGAUUGAAGGUGGGAGAUAAAGUCAUGUUGAGUAAGGUUCGUAGAACCUUUAAAAAGGGGUAUUUACCGGGAUGGACAGAGGAAAUAUUCAUCGUAGAUAGAGUAUUAAAUACCUAUGCACCAUCUUACAAGAUCAAAGAAUACGAUGAAACUCCUAUCAAAGGUACGUUUUAUGAGGAAGAGUUGCAAAAAGUUGAUAUGGAUGAUUAAGAUGCUUUUUUCCGGAUCGAAAAAGUAUUAAAGAAGAAGGACGGGAAAGCUUUGGUCAGUUGGAAAGGUUGGCCUUCCAAGUACGACAGUUGGGCAAACGAGAAAGAAAUAGUCGAUUUGUGAGAAUCAUGCUGGCCAAUCCAGAUACGUUUUAUCUCACUAUUCCUAGUGACGGGUAUGGCAACAUCUUUACAGACAAUCAUCCGGGUAAGUUUAAGGCAAAACUUGCCAAACAGAUUUUAUUACCAGGAAAACAAUGGGAGGUGGCCUUGACGGGUAUUUUGUUCCCAUCAACCUCAUUAUCAUCAUCAACGGUCUACGACGAUGUCAAUUACGAUCAACUGAUAUCCAAGGAUUUCAUGUGCGGUAUUGAACUUGACUUGGAUGCGAAAAACAGUAGUGGUGACAAAAUCGGCAGUACAUCGUGUUGGUUGAGAGGGCCAAUGAUGAAAGAUGAAUACCAGAGAAAAAGCAGUAUUCGAUUAGCUUCAAGGAAUGGUGUGGAUUUUUGUAAUAGAAUGUUCGCUCAAUUGAAUUACAAACUACAUAGCACCUUGCCUGAUGGAUUGAGUGAAUAUUUCACAGAAAACUUUUACAAAAACGGAAGAGCAAUACAUUUCAAAUGGCCAGAAUUUGAAUGGGAAAAUGCCGGUGGUGCCUACAGAUUAAAGAUAAACAAUGAAGGAGUCGUGAAUGGGGAUUACAAAUGGUUGAUGGGAAACGCCUUUUUAAUCCAUCUUGAUAUAGCUAAAGCAUUCAGUUUGGUGAUUCCUAAAAAAGAUGGUGGAGGAUACCAGCUUACUAGUCUUGUAAGUGCAGAACAUUUCAGAGAACCCUUAAGUCAUGUGAGUCUGGUGAACGGUGUUCAGAGAUUAUGGGAGAUCGUGGAUGGUGGAGGAUCGUUUCAACCAGAAGGAACUGCAACCUCUUCA
This is a messenger RNA of Pocillopora meandrina, 1919 nucleotides long. The record is from the annotation of a GenBank genome assembly. NCBI's taxonomy places the organism in Eukaryota, Metazoa, Cnidaria, Anthozoa, Scleractinia, Pocilloporidae.